GUUCAGAUUGCAACCGGUGUGAUAAGACGUGAAAUGCUUUGGAUGCAACGGUGUCUGACGGCUCACUUAUCGUUUCAAUCAUGUUUCGGCGCUCAGCAAAUAUUCAUUUUUGAAAUGUCCAUUGUUUAUAUGAGUUGUUUUAAACUUCUCUUCGGACAACUUUAUAUUGACCAGAGUUUUUAAAAUUGAGUCAUAAAUUAAUAUAAAUUAGUUUUAUCAAGAAUAAUUACUGUUUAGUUUUCAAUUAAAAUUUUUUAGAAAUUUGGAGAAACUGUUGAGAUUUUGAAAGUGAAAUAGAAUUAUUCUGUAUGAUUUUCAAAGUCCCAUACUAAUUCAAAUUCCUCAGGAAAAAGAAAAACAAUGAAUAGUUUCAAGUAAUUUUAAAAGUUUGGAAAUUUGCUUAACCCAUCUUGUUAAAGUGGUAUAAUUAAGUACGUCCUCAACGAAGAACAUUAUUCUACAUCACGUUUUACAAAAAUAUGUUUAUGAAAUUAUGCACCUGAAAAUAAUGUGACCACUUGUUUCAGUGAACUUCAUGAAGUUAACUCAGUUUUUUUUUGUUUUUGUUUUUUUUUUUUUCUUUUGGCUGCAGAAUGCAGCAUUGUUUCCAUUCUACUUACGCUAAUAGAAGAGCUUUGUAUCUUCUGAUGUUAACUGAAUUUAAAAUCUAAUACUUAGUAUGUUUUGAAUUUUCCUAUGAAGAAGUUAAACUUUGAAUCUCAAUUCAAAUUUGCAUAAAUUCGCGUACGUUUUAAAGCACCUUUUCUACUAAAGAAGAUGGUGGAGUCUUUGUAACUCUGUCACGAGUGUCAUCCAAAUCAUGCAUCACGAAACAGGACAUGUGCAAAAUUCGUCUCAUUAUUCAGUUCCAAAAGUUACUGCACUGAGGACGUGGCACCCUCACGUUUAUGCUAAUCCACCCAAACAACCAACUCCUCAUUUCAUUAUAGACAUUCUGGGAAUUCGAGAAACUAACUCACCUCUUCCACCAACCCAGGUGAGCGGUCCAGUCAUCCUGCAAUCUUCUACGCCUCCCUUACCGAUAACUUCGGCACAAGGAACAAUUAAUGGUGUUCACCACUACCAGCACCAUGCCCAUUACCAGCACUUCCACAACAGCAGCAGUAAUAGCAGCAGUUGUAGUAGUUACAGUCCUUCGAUGGUAUCCACGAGUGAGGACGUCUCCGAGACCAAUAAGACGGUAAUUGAACAACCUCUGAACUUGUCAUGUCCAGAAAAAGUAAGGGAUGAUACUCCAUCACCUGGUAAGCUGACCCCUUUUAGGGUCGUCCCGCGGCUCGAUAAACAAAAUCAUGGUCCCAUCCCUCACAGAGUUUCACCUAAGAACCUGCCGCCGGCGAUCCACGUUGCCUUCUCGCCGCCGGGACCGGCCAGGCCUCCCGGCAUGGGCCUGAUUCCUUCUGCCCCGAAUACUGACGGUUCCAUAGUGCCGAUAAACGCCGUUGUUACCGGCGAUAUUGGCAAAAAGACGAAUAUGCCUCUAGUAGGGACUAAAUUGCUAAACACCGGAUCUACUGUGUCUAAAGGUAAACCUCAUAACACAGUCAACAAAUCAAGCAAAAGGAAAAAAGAAACUAAGCAAAGUCCACCACUUGAUGGAAACAAUAACAAAAGUCCAGUUGUGGGACAGGUUACAGAUGGUGAACCUGGUGCUUUAAGUAGUGUCAGUCCACCGGGCAGUCUGAAUGGCAACAGUAAUUGCUCUAGCAAUCUCAAUUCCACCCUCGGGGACAAUAAGCCUCCAAGCUGUGGUAGUGACCAAGAGAGCGGGGACAAGGGCAAGAGGAAAAAAGCCAGAACAACCUUCACUGGACGGCAGAUCUUCGAGUUGGAAAAACAGUUUGAGAUUAAGAAGUAUCUUUCUUCCAGCGAAAGAACUGAGAUGGCUAAACUCUUAAAUGUUACUGAGACACAAGUAAAGAUCUGGUUCCAGAAUAGACGAACAAAAUGGAAGAAACAGGAAGGCAUUUCGAACGCGGAAGCUGCUGAACAUAAACACGCCUGAGAAGUCUUCAAAUAACGCUGGAAAAGCAAAGAGUAGCAAAUCUUCGAAAAAUUCCAACAAAAGUAACUUUACCGGUGUCACUCCUUCAAACCCUGAUUCUGCUGCGACAGUUGUCAGUAACAGUGUUUCAGAAGUACUGCCGUUGACCAAUGGUAAAAUUUCUCGAGGGGAACUCAGUAAUGGAUUGUCAAUAGACCCUAUGGACCUAGAAUCAAAUCCUAUCUCAAGUGAAAAUUGUAACAAAUCAGCCAUCCCUCGAAUACCCAAAGAAAUGUUGGCAUUCAAGGUAGACGCCCAAGAUACAGAAAGAGCUGCUUCUGCUCCUCUGGAGUCUUCGAACAGUCCUAUACAAGCUAGAAGCGGAGAGCUAGUCCACUAUCCUUAUUCCUACGAAGCAAAAUCUGAACCUAGUUCCCCAAUUCAACAAACUAACUCAUCUGUGAAUUGUCGUGAGCCUUUCCCUGUUAAGAACUGUACCGAAGAAGAUUCACCGAAACAUUACUGAUAGGUAAAGGAAGGAUAAAGGAGUCGAGUCAAACUGUUAUUGUUUAACACUACAAUUAAAAAGGGAGAAGUUUUGAGAAAAGCUGAACUUGGAUCGUUCUUUAUGCUAAAUGGACUGUGCUUUCCUCUUAACAUCAUUGCUUGAUGUGAGACCAACAAUCACUUUCCGGGUGUAAAAAGAUUGUAUAUUGGAGCAAUUCAUUUGUGUGAUGAACAGGUCUAAGCUAGACUUAGGAAAACCUUUCUUUGUUCCAUCAGUCAUUUUCUGUUAUUUGGGUAAAUAGUUUCUUUUAAAAGAUAUUAUUUAUGCAAUACUUCUUUCAUACGAGAUAAUCUGAGUUGUAUUGAAGUUAAAUAUGCUUUUAACGCAGAAGAAGGAUCAUCUUCAAAAACUUCUAAUAUAUUUAUGCUUUCAGGCUAUUUUAUUUUGAUAUGUAAAUUAUUAAUGUAUUGUAUUUCUUGCUAGUGAAAGUCUUAUAAAGUGAAUUCGUAACUGUAUUUAAGGAAUUCAAAAUUCAAAGAACAAAACUGUCAUAAUCAGAUCAAAAUGUAUUUUGUACUUUAGAGAGGAAAAUUCAUCUAUGUUGUUCAAUUUGAAUACUGAAAUAUAUAAGAGAUUUUACUGAGUGUACUCACUGUUUUGAAAUCAAAAUUUGAUAAUUUCAUCAUUUAUAUCACUCGUCGUUUUAAACCCAUCAUCAAACAGUGCUGUAUAAUGAGCUUUUCGAUUUUAAUUUCGUAUUUCGCCAAAAUGACUGAGCAAGAUUUCAUGACAAUGUAUAAUUUUCUCCUCAUAUCGCCCCAAUUAAAUGAGAAAAAAAAGAAGUUAUAUAGAUAUAGCAUAUAUUUCUAUCUUUUUAAAAGAAGACAUGAACUUUAUGUGUAUAAUGUGUUAGAGUUUUAGCUGUUCCAGCCAGGAUCUUUUGCCUUAAAAAUACUGUCACUGAUUGUUCUGAUACCAGUGCUGUUGUUUAGGGUGUUUACCCAUUAUAUGGCUCCUUUGUUUCUGUGUUGCAUGUUUGUGCCGUCGCAAAGAAUAAAAACUAUUGUAGA
Messenger RNA from Stegodyphus dumicola, 3583 nucleotides. RefSeq lists its product as uncharacterized. NCBI's taxonomy places the organism in Eukaryota, Metazoa, Arthropoda, Arachnida, Araneae, Eresidae. Gene Ontology annotation, biological process: cell differentiation; regulation of transcription by RNA polymerase II. The record is from RefSeq and is a predicted model, not a curated record. Gene Ontology annotation, molecular function: DNA-binding transcription factor activity, RNA polymerase II-specific; RNA polymerase II cis-regulatory region sequence-specific DNA binding. Gene Ontology annotation, cellular component: nucleus.